AUGGUCAAGCAGGUCGUCAUCCUGGGCGCUGGCUACGCCGGCCUCGGUGUCGCCCACAAGCUGCUCAAGUACACGCAGCCCAAGGUCAAGGACCUCAAGGUUAUCCUCGUCUCCCCCUCGACCCACCUUUACUGGAACUGCGCCGCCGUCCGCGGCCUCAUCCCUGGCGAGUUCUCCGACGACACCCUCUUCAACCAGAUCAAGCCCGGCUUCGACAAGUACCCCCAGGACGCCUUCGAGUUCGUCCUCGGCAAGGCCACCAGCUUCGACCCCUCCACCAACACCGUCCAGGUCGAGACCAACGAGGGCCUCAAGUCAAUUGAGUUUGCCGAGCUCGUCAUCGCCACCGGCUCCUCCCUCGCCAGCGGCCUGCCCUUCAAGACCGUCGGCACCCACGAGGAGACCUUGACUGCCUGGCACAACCUGCAGUCCGAGGUCAAGGCCGCCAACUCCAUCAUCGUCUCCGGCGCCGGCGCGACCGGUGUCGAGACCGCCGGCGAGCUCGGCCACGCCUACGGCUCCACCAAGCAGAUCACCCUCAUCGUUGAGGGCGACGCGCCCCUCCCCGGCCUCCUCCCCAAGCUCGGCAAGAUCGCCGCCACCAGCCUCGCCUCGCUCAAGGUGAAGCUCGUCACCAACGCAAAGGUCACCGAGGCCGACACCUCCGGCUCCCUCAAGUCCAUCAAGCUCUCCAACGGCGAGACCCUCACCGCGGACCUGUACCUGCCCCUCUUCGGCGUCCGCCCCAACACAUCCUUUAUCCCGGAGAACCUGCUUGACGAUAAGGGCAACCUGAAGCUCAAGCACGACCUGCGCGUCGAGGGCCUCAGGAACGUCUGGUGUGCCGGUGACGCGGGCAACCUCGAGGCCAAGCAGCUCAUGCGCGCCGAGGGCCAGGCGCUGCACCUCGCCGACAACCUCGAUGCCGUCCUCACCGGCCAGGAGGCCAAGGUCAAGGACCUGAAGCUGACGACGAAGCCCCAGAUCUUUGUCACGAUCGGCAAGAAGAAGGCGACUGGUCAGUUCAACACGAUGAAGCUGCCCGGCUUCAUCGUCAGCGCGGCGAAGGCCAAGACCUUCUUCACUGAGAAGGGCCCGGGUCUGGUCGCCGGCAAGAACAUUGCCAGGGCGUCGAUCUAA
Molecule: messenger RNA, 1140 nt
Organism: Colletotrichum aenigma
Lineage: Eukaryota; Fungi; Ascomycota; Sordariomycetes; Glomerellales; Glomerellaceae
Gene: ptaL-0
Product: Oxidoreductase ptaL
Exons: 1
Coding region: 1-1140 (379 amino acids)
Cellular component (GO): cytoplasm
Molecular function (GO): flavin adenine dinucleotide binding; electron-transferring-flavoprotein dehydrogenase activity
Source: RefSeq, a predicted model, not a curated record